AAUGACGGAAGUGACGGGGGCUCGGCGAUGGCCGCCACACAGGCGCACAAACGGCUGUUGGGAGGCUUCUGUGUGGCGGCCGCCGAGACCUUCUCUGUCUGAGCCGCGGUUCCUGAGUCCGGGGUCCCGUUUCCCGGGAAAUGAAAUGGAUGGAUACUCAAAACACUGAAAAAACCUUCAUAUUUAAAGUACUACAUGAAAAUGAAAAGAAAGGUGGUGAAUGCCGCCGGCAAGCUGAGAUUGAGUCCUAACGAGGAAGCCUUCAUUUUAAAGGAAGAUUAUGAAAGAAGACGAAAACUAAGAUUGCUACAGGUUCGAGAACAAGAAAGAGAUAUUGCUUUACAAAUAAGAGAAGAUAUAAAACAGAGGAGAAAUCAGCAACUCACUCGUUUGGCAGAAGAACUAAGGACAGAAUGGGAGGAAUCACAAACUCAGAAAAUAAAGAACUUGGAAAAACUGUAUUUGGCAAGUUUAAGAAAUAUGGGAGAGGGGCAUCAACAAGCCAAAGAAAAUGAGCCUGAUUUAAAUGCUCUGGCACACCGGGCAGCAGAAAGAAAAAAAAAAGCAGAAAUGAGGCAUAAAGAGGCCCUGAAAGUACAGAAAAAUCAAAAAGAAAUGUUAAUGAAACAAAAAACCUGGCAUAUAAAAGCUCGAAAAGAGGCACUGCUUGCGGAAAAAGAGAGAUCUGCCAAAAUUACAAGUCUGCCACCUCCUCCUCCAACUCUUUUUGAGAACAUUGAAGUAAAGAAAACUUCUAAUGUGAAAACCAAUAGUUCUACCUACCAUCAUCUUUAUACUUUUGUUAAUAGAGAGGUGGACACAGAGCAGCCAGAUCCUCAUUUGGCUGCUAAAGAAGAGGCUAAAAGAUUGGAAGAACUACAGAAACAAGCAGCAGAAGAGAGAAUGGAGCAGUGUGAGAAGGCACAUGCACGGGGUUUCCAAGCAAUGAAAAAGAUCCAUUUGGCUCAAAAUCAGGAGAAACUAAUGAAAGAACUCAAACAGCUACAACAAGAGGAGCUGGCACGCAGGAGACAGAUGGUAUCACGGAUGCCACCACAACUAGUUGAACUUCCAUACAAACGCAGUGAAAUGAAAGAUGAUUGGCAGAGAGAGCUAGAAUUUGCCUUUGAAGACAUGUACAAUGCAGACAGGAAGAUGAAAGGAAACCUGAUUUUGCACCUUGAACCAGAGCCUCUGCCCACUGUGACUGAUCAGAUCCAAGAUGAAGAACUGGACCUUUCAAUGGAACAAGAAAUUUCGGGGGAGACUGAAAACAUUCCAGUGACAGAAGCUGAAACAAUAUGUUCUAGUGAAGCAGACGUUCCCUUGGCAAUGAAGACCCACCAGAUUCCUUCAAAAAUUCUUUUUAAAAAAUUAUUAAAUAAGAUCCGAAACCAAAAAUCUCUCUGGACAAUUAAAUCCAUGUCUGAGGAUGAAAGCGAAAUGAUGACAACUGUUAGUGAAACUGAAAGUAAAGCCCUGACAGUUGAAUCAGGAGCAACUGUGAGUGAAGACAGAACAGUAUCUUCUGGGCAGAAACAAGUUGUUGAAAGUGACACGCUAACAGUUGACUCUGGACCACUUACUAGUGAAGAUAAACCACUUUCAUUCAAUACAGACUCUGAAAAGGAACAAGAAAUGAAAGAGACUCAGCCUAUCACAGCUGUAGCUCAGAGUUCAGUUCUACUUCAUCCUCAGGAAGAAGCAGCCAGAAUUAGAAUGGCAGCAAGGCAGAAACAGAUAAUGGAAAUAGAAGAACAGAAGCAAAAACAGUUGGAAUUACUUGAACAAAUUGAACAACAGAAGUUAAGAUUAGAAACUGAUUGCUUCAGAGCUCAGCUGGAAGAAGAAAAAAGAAAAAAAACUCAACAGACUGGGGUUGGCACUGCACCAGCAUCAUGCACCAUAAGUUCUGAUGAAGAUAAUCACAGGCAGAUGAUUCGUAACUAUCAACAACAGCUCUUACAGCAAAACAGGCUUCACAAACAGUCUGUUGAAACAGCCAGGAAACGAUUACUCGACUAUCAGACUAUGUUAAAAGGAAAGUACCCAUCCAUGUCAGCUACACCAUUGAUACCUGGUUCUGUUACAUCAGUACCACCACAGAAAUCUGAAAGACCUGCUGUUACAUCAGAACAUGAGGAUCAAGGUCAGAGACCCAAGUUGAGUCCUAACAAACAACCUAUGCAACCCGUACAGAUCUCCAAAUUAGAGCAAGAUUUUCAGGUUCCAAGACAACAUCGCUUUCCACAAAGACAGGUAGAAACAACCGAAACAUUAGUUACUUCAGAUGUUUUAGCCGAGCAAGCUUUGGAAUCACAGGAACAGCCAAAGCAACUCUCACAGACUGAAACACAACAGAGAGACUAUAAAUUGGUCCCUAAAGACUCUCAUACACUUUCAAGGGCUUUGUCACAUGAUAAGCCACUGAUAGUACAGGAUGCUAGAGAAAGAGCUGAAACCUCUGGGGCAACAACUUUUCAAACUUUAGACUCCCAGCAAAUGUUCUCAGAGAACAAUGAAAGUAUAUCGUCUAAGUUAAUUGAACCUUCUUCAUUCCUACCAUUGGUAGCUGAGCAUUCUUUUAGUUCUCUGCCUACUAAAGUUGAGUCUGGAAAAAUCCAGGAAUGCUUUUCAACUGGGAGCAAAAGUGUAGUUUCUGUAAGCCAUUCUGUAGUUGGCCAAACGCAGGAUAAGUCUUUGCCAUUCUCAGAGAAUAUCAUAGCCCAGCAAGGUAAUUUGAAGGCUCUCCAAAAACAAUUAGACCUACAGAAAGAAGUUCUUCGGUUAAGACAGGAAGCUCAGGAACAAUUGCUUUUGUGCAAACAGAAAGAAUUGGAAGAGCAAACUGGCCUUUCUGUAUUCCUUCCUUUGGUACCUCUGGAUUCGUUUGCUUCACUGCCUUCUGCCAAAGCUGAGUCAGGGAGAAUCCAGGAAUCUUCUCCAACCAAGAAAGAGACUACAGUUUCCUCAGGCCAUCCUGGGGUCCCACAACUUCAGGAUAGGCUUAAUUUUAAAUUUCUCCAAGAACAGUUAAAUAUUCAGAGGGACAGCUUUCAGGCUAGACGGGAAGCCCAGGAAGUAUUAUGUGUACAUAAACAGAGUGAAUUGGAUGGAAGAGUAUGGGCUGAACAGACUGAGCCCCCUUCUGUCCCAUCUCAAGGAGCUCAGCAUACAUUUACUUCACUACCUUCUGCUGGUACUCAAUCUGGAAAAAUCCAGGACCAGUAUUCAUCUAAGAGUGAGAAGGAAAUUCUCUCAAUCCAAUCUGAAAUCCCAAAAUCUCAGGAUGGGUCUUCAAGUUUCCUACAGCAGUUCCAACCUUUGCAUGAUAGUUUGAAGUUGCUCCAAGAACAGCUGACUACACAGAGGGAUGCUCUUCAGGCCAGGCAUGAAGCCCCGGCAGAAUUACUUCUACGUAGACAAAGGGAUUUGGAAGACUCUAAUAAGUCUGUGCAGAUGAGUUCUUCAUUCCUGCCAGUGGUCACUCAACGUUCAGUUGCUUCACAAGCUUCUGCUAAAACAGAGCCUAGAAGAAUUCAGAACUUUUAUUUCUCUGAGAAGGAGAGUGUUAUUCCCUCAAGUCAUUUGGUAAUGCCAGCAUUUCAGGAUGAGUCUCUUAAUUUUCCACAACGUAGCCUGCCACAUCAGGAAAGUCUAACAACACUCGAAGGUCAGUCACACAUUCAGAGGGUAAUACUUGGUGCUAAACAAGAAACUCAGGAAUUUGUACACAAACAAAGUGAAUUAGAAAAAAAAAGUCCUUCUGAACAGACUGGCACCUCUUUGUCUCAGGGAGCUGAAUCUGAAAAAUUCCAGAACUAUAUGUCAUUCAGGAGUGACAGUACAGUUCCCUUAAGCCACUGGAAGAUCCCAAGAUUUCAGGAAAGAUUUCUGGGAUUUUCACGACAUAUACAACCUCUACAAGAUAAUUUGGAAGGACACCAAGAAUGGUUAGACACAGAAGAGGAGACCCUUCAGUUUAGCCAGAAAACCCAAGGGAAUGUAUCUUCUGAACAAACUGGCCCCUCGUUUACACCCCAGUUAGCACAGCUUUCUUUUCCUUCAUUGCCUUCUGCUGAAUCUCUUACAACCUGGGAACCUCUUUCAGCAGAGAGUGAGAGUAGAAUUCCUUCAAGCCAUUUUCAGAUCCCAGAAUUGCAGGACAGACUUUUGAAGAUAUCACAGCUUAUCCAGCCUCAACAAGAUAAUUUGAAGGCACUUCAAGAACAGUUAGCUACACAGAGGGAAGCCAUCAUUCAGUCUAGACAGGAAGCUCAGCAAGAAUUACUUUUGCAUAAACAGAGUGAGUGGAAGGGAAGAAUGUCUCCCGAGCAGGUUGGCACCUCUUCCUUCCUACCCCUAGUUGUACAGCGUCCUUUUGCUCCAUUACCUCUUAGUGAAGCUGGUAGAAUCCAAGAACCUUGUUCAACUAAGGGUGAUAAUAUAGUCUCCCCAAGUCGUUCUGAGAUACCAAGGUUGCCUGAUAGGCUUUUGGGUUUACCACAGCCUGUUUUACCUCAACAAGAUUAUCCGAUUACAUUUCAACAGGAACACGUGUAUACACAGACAGGUCCCCUUCCAUGUAGUGAGAAAACCCAGAAAGAGUUGGUUUUGCCCAGACAAUAUAAAUUAGAGGAAAAGUCAUCUGAGCAUUUUAUCCAGCCUCUCCAUGGUGAUUUGAAGGCACUUCAAGAGCAGUUAGACAAACAGAGGAAAGCCACUCAAUCUAGACAGGAAGUCCGAGAAGAAUUGCUUUUGCAAAGACUAAGUAAAUUGGAGAAGGGGGUCUCACCUGAGCAGACCAGCACCUCUUCAUCCUUAUCCCACAUAGCACUGCCUGUUGCUGACUCUGAAAGAAUCCAAAAAUCUCUUCCAACCAGAAGUGACAGUACUGUUUUCUCAAGUCAUCCUGAGAUUCCAAGGUCUCAGGAUAGGCUUUUGAGUUUAUCCCAGGCUUUUCUGCCUCAGCAAGAUCAUGUGUCAACACAGUUGGGCUUACAGAGAGAAGUGCUGUGUUUUAAUGAAAAAGCUCAGGAAGAACUGCUUUUAAACAAGCAAGCAGAGCUGAUUGAAGGUGGUUCUUCUGAGCAGCCUGUUCCCUCUGUGUUUCUACCCAAGGAAGGAGAGCAUUCAUUUAUUCCACUACCUUUUGCUGAAGUAAAAUCUAAAAACAUUUGUGAAUUGUAUUCAGCCAAGAAUGAACAUGCAGCUCCUUCAAGUGCUUCUAUGAGCCCAAGACUUCCAGAUAGAUUUUUGAGUUUUUCACAACCUCUCUUAGCCCAGCAAGAUAAUUUGGGACUUCAGAAGCAGAUGGAGCUACAAAAAGAAGUUCUGCAUUAUGGCCAAAAAGCCCAAGAAGAAUUGCUUGUACGGAGACAAACAGCAUUGCAGCAGCACAUUCAGAAACAUCAGGAGACCUUGAAGGAUUUCUUUAAAGACAGUCAGACAAGUAAGCCCACAGUUGAAAAUGAUUUUGAAACUAAGAAGCUCAGAGAAUGCCUUGUUCAUCUCCAAGAUCUAGCCAAAGACAAUCAGGAAAACAUUGGUAGUGCAGGCAGGAGAAACUGUGAUGAUAAUCAGCUCCUUUCAGAAGAUAGUAAUGCCAAGCAAAGUGGGGAGCAUCAGGACAAAGAACUGGGUGGGAAAUCCUCAAAACCACCUGUAGCAAAAGUUAAAGGUGGAUUGGACUUGAACCAACAUGAACUUAGUGCCAUACAAGAGGUAGAAUCACCAGCAAGUGGCAGAACUUCUAUACUAGGUAAACCAGACUUUUAUCAAGACAGAGACCCACUGAGGGUCUCAGUAAGCCGAGAACAAAGUUUCCUUGGGAGCCCCCUGGGCUGUGAUCCAUUUGGUCAUCUUCACCCAGUUGCCCAGGAGAACAUCUGUGGUGAUGACUCUGAUAAAGCAGAGCCACAGAUGACCAUAUUCCUUGGCUGGCUUUCUCACAAAUGUUGGCUAUUGGGAGUACGAGAAAAACUAACUCAGAAUACCCGGAUUACUAAUAUCAAGGUCAGUGAGGCUGUGGUUGAGAAUCAUGCAGUAUUAAGUUACUCUGUGGAGGAAGAAGACCAUACGUACCUGGGUCCAAAUGUGAAGCCAGAUGAUAAGGCUGAAACACAAGAAAUUUAUCAUGAGCCAUUAUCUUCAAUAACUGUUUCUACUGGGAGCUUUUUAAGUUAUGAAAACACAGAUUUGAGCCUUACAGAGUCGUUUUCAGAGCUUGUGGACCAGAGGGAACAAGAAUCUCCCACCAGUAAAGAAGAGGAAACAAAUGUUUUAAGUUCUGUAGUUCCUUCAACACAAGUUAUUUAUCAAAGACAGGACCCUCAGGACGCCCAUAAACCUCUUUUACCUGCAGUGGAAACAUUUACAUCUGGUCAGACACACAUUCAGCAGAUGAUAGACAAGUACAUAAAUGAAGCAAAUUUGAUGACUGAAAAAACAGACUUGUGGGUUGACUUUGACUUUCCAGAACUGGAACAGAGUUUUCCAAAUUUGCAUCGUCAGCUGUUUAAACCCUUAGAACCACAUCCAGAUUUUGAUUCGUCAUCAUCUUUCUCUGGGAUUUCUCAAGACAGCAAAGACUUUUACCAGAGGUCAGAUUCCUCCUGUGAAAGCCUCCGUUCUAGUCUGCCACCCAAAAGUACAGCUUCUUUUACAGCAUUGAGGACCAGCCUGAACCAGCCUGACCCUAACUGGGCUCGUGACGAAGCUCAGAGUUUUGCUACAGAAACUGUUAUUGAAUGGUCUGAACAGUCUUUUCAGCAACUUCUGCCAGAAUUUUCUUCACAGGAAGGAAGCCAGCAUGCUGACUUACCAAGUAUUUUUAGCACUGAAGCAAGAGACUCUUCCCAAGGGGCGGAAAAUCAAAACUACUCCUCUGAACAGAAUGAAGUAUUACAAAACAAGCAAGAAAGUGUUCCUUUCCAGCUCUCUGUAGGAAAUUUGCAAAGCUCAGUCUUCAGUUCAUCUGGUGAGGCUAAUGUAUUUCAUCAAUUAAAUCUACAGCAUAGCACUCCAUGUGGUUCUACCUCCAGUGAGUGCUCAAUAAAAGACCAACCAGAAGGCAGAAAAGAAAGACUGGGCUUUGAAGAACUGUCAGAAAGAGGAGUUGGAACAGUGUUACAAGGUCAAGGGCUCACUGAUGAUAAAGAAACCUGUGGAGUCUUAAAUAUAAAUUCACAAUUAUGUGUAAGAACUUCAAUUCAGACACCAUAUUCAGUCACUGUUCAGAAUGAAAAAUGUCUUGAGGAUUCAACUACCGCAGAAACUCCAACAAUCAUAGGAAACCAAACUCAACUAGCACAGUCAGAGCUCUUUGUAAGUUCUGGAUCGUUUUCAUUACAGAACUCUAUUCCAAUCUGGGAGACAGAAUGUGGCCAUGGUAUAAUGGAAGAACCAGAACUUACAUUGAUAAGCAAUAGUGAUAUCAGUAUUGCUGAAAUGGAUUUUGCAAACUUAACUCUAGAAGAAAAGAGAGAAAAUGAGGCAAAGAGCUGUUUUCAGGUGAGUGAAUUUCUGCCUCUUCUAUCAGAAACACAAAACUCAGAUUGUCCAGCUGCAUCAGAACAUUCUGUGGAGAAACCACCAGCUGUGUGUGCAGAAACCCUUUCAAAGUUUACAGCUACUCCAGGGAGCUUACAAGAAGCAUUUAUAAAAAGGAAAAAAGCAUUUAUGGAGAGAUCCUCACAGAGACAGAAAGAAAUAAGGAAUAAAAUCCGUGUCUCUGGAAGUUCUCAAACCAAAAUCGUAAAGGAGAAACCUACAGGUUCAUUUGUCAGUCACCUGAAGGGUGUGAACAAGGUUAGAGUGUCUCUUCCUGAAGACAGAAAGACUGCACAAGCCCAUAUGCACCAAAGGGCUCUAAGAUUAUACCAUCAGUUACCCGAAGUGAAAAAGCAAAAGGAAGAGAAAGCAAAGCAAGACGCAUAUGCCCAAAACAGAGCAAGGGCAAAAGAAUUCCAUAAGAAAACAUUAGAGAAACUUCGAGCCAAAAAUAUAUGCUGACUUUCUGCACAAAGUGUAAAGGGUUUUUUUUAAUUAUGUGUAACACAAAGUUAUUUAAGUCAAUAAAUUUUUAAGGAAUUUCA
Balaenoptera acutorostrata (minke whale) is the source of this 8096-nucleotide messenger RNA. RefSeq names its product centrosomal protein 295 (gene CEP295). The record is from RefSeq and is a predicted model, not a curated record. Gene Ontology annotation, cellular component: centriole; centrosome; cytosol. NCBI's taxonomy places the organism in Eukaryota, Metazoa, Chordata, Mammalia, Artiodactyla, Balaenopteridae. The transcript is spliced from 32 exons. Gene Ontology annotation, biological process: regulation of centriole replication. Bases 196 to 8013 code for a protein of 2605 amino acids.